AUGCCGAAACAUCGACUGCAGCAAGUUCCACCCUUGGAGCGGCGCCCCCCCCCCCCCCCCCCCCCCCCCCGGGCCCAGGCCAAACUACUCGGCACCACGUCAUCGCCCGCGACCACCCACACGGACCUCGCACCGAGUUCCCUCGCUCCACCUGCCCCUAGUGAUGGCAGUACAUCAACUCCGAAGCCUACCCGAUCUCGCGCCGUCUCGCUCGUCCAAUCCGAUCCGUUGGAUGCGAUCUCGUCAGGCUCGGCCCCGACUCGAUCACCAUCAAGACCGUUGAAGAGGGGUGUCGACACCUCAACUCGCACAAGAGCCGAGACUAUUCCGACGACUCCAUCUGCGCCACCGCCACGCCCUUUAAUGUCUUCGAGAGAGCGGUCGUCGUCUACAAUUCCGUCAAGUACAUCGACGAUGGCCUCCCAGCCUGAACCAGUACGACCAGCUCAGUCCGCACCGGGGAUCCCACCACGACCUUCUCAAUCCCAAACCCCACAUCUUCGUCCGACCAUCACCGAUCCCCUCACCUCAUCGGCCUCAUCGCCGACACCGAGACCACACCCAACCGACUCACUCGAGCAGCUCUCCACCGCCACCUUCCCUGGCACUUCAUCUCAGACACCUAUUUCCCCAGGGGCCCCUCGACUCCCACCGCGUCGAACCACCACCACUUCUUCUUCAACUUCAACCUUAGAGAACCGCCCAGUACCGGCCUUACCACCUCGACCUCGCUCGGUCGAUCCGGUUCCCUCGGUCCCUGCGCGAAGAGAGGCUCCUCCACCACCUCCCACAACCACAAGAAGCGCUAUCAGCGUACGUUCUCGGUCCGAGACUUCACUGGCAAGGCAGCGCUACACAGCUUUAUUCGACCUCUUGAUCGAACGUUUCGGCACCGUCGACUCCCCUACCGCGGCGGCUCCGGGUAAAGGACCGAGAUGGAUCCCCAAGCAAAACAAUGGCGUACUCGAUCAAGGGGAAGGACUGGAUGGGAGGGUCGUAAGAAGUGUUUGGCUCAAGAGUCGGUUGGAGGAUAAAGUGAUGGAGAGCAUUUGGUGA
Molecule: messenger RNA, 1056 nt
Organism: Microbotryum saponariae
Lineage: Eukaryota; Fungi; Basidiomycota; Microbotryomycetes; Microbotryales; Microbotryaceae
Source: the annotation of a GenBank genome assembly